This is a messenger RNA of Populus trichocarpa (black cottonwood), 1588 nucleotides long. RefSeq lists its product as uncharacterized. NCBI's taxonomy places the organism in Eukaryota, Viridiplantae, Streptophyta, Magnoliopsida, Malpighiales, Salicaceae. The transcript is spliced from 10 exons. The coding region runs from base 594 to 1457 and encodes 287 amino acids. The record is from RefSeq and is a predicted model, not a curated record.
CUCUUUCUCUAUAUGUGUGUGUGUGUGGUAUUAUUAGUGCAACAUGGGCUCUGAUGUGCAGUGGUAUUUCGAUAGAUUGGUCUGUUUGGUUGCUGACAAAGUGUGUAGGUUUGUCGUCUUUGAGAAUGUGUUGCUUCAUAAUUUGUAGAUACUCUCCACCGUGCGAAACUUGUGUGUAUGCUUCAUAAUCUUAGGUGUAGCUGAACUUUUCGAUUGGAAAUUAAUAGAAGAAGAAAACCUUGCCAAGUGAGCAGACCAUGCCCAGUCAAGCUUUUCUUACUGUACAGAUCAAUAUACAGUUUAUUAACCUCCCAAAUGAGAAUGGAUGGAAUAAUUAUAGUUUAAAAAUGAGGGGAAGUUUUCAUGAGUUCUUGACAAAUUAAAAGAGAUUUCGGCAAAACACCGUUGGGCUCAAGCAAGCGGUGGAGUAUAUAUGAUGUUGAGAAUGCAAAUUUUAUGGCUUUUUACUUGGCAGAUUCUUUGCUCUUAGAUUUCGUCUAUUCCUCUUUAUCUUUCAUUUCUGAACUUACCCAGAGUCAAGGAUUGAUGACAGAACCCGUGAAAUAAGAAGCAAGGAUGAGAAAAUUAGACAGAUGGAGAUGAUCAUUCAUGAGAAAUCCAAAAGCAUUGAUUCAUUAAUGAGUGAGAUAGAAUCACUCCAGCCAAAAGGAGUCAUAGAUGUCAAAGAACAGUCAAGUAAAUCAUAUGCUCGGAUCGGUGAACUUGAGAAGCAGGUUGACAAACUUAGAAAGGAAUUAGAAUCACAAAGUCAGGAAAAAGAUUCUGUUGAAAUCCGAGCAUAUGUAGCUGAGAAAAAAUACAAAGAGCUUAGUUUGAAAUUAGAAACUGUUCAGGUUCAUGGAGAAUGGUUUCCACACUGGCUUACAGUUUAUUUUUCUAAUUUUCAGUACCAUGUGGUGACUCACUGGGAUGAACACGGAAGACAAGCCUUGGACAUGACAGUUCAGAAGGUGCUAGAAAAGAAAUCUCAAUUUGACAAGUGGGCCGAGCACCACACUGAAACAAUUUAUAAUAAAUGGAUCCCCAUGUUCAAGGACUGGUUGUUGAACUGUAUAAGCUAUCUUUGGGAAUGCAUUCCACCUCAAACUACCAAGUGUGAUGAGCUCUUCCAUGCAUGGAAGAAGACUGCAUUACACCAUGCUAUCAACAGAAAAUGGAUCCCCAUGUUCAAGGACUGGUCGUUGAACUGUAUAAGCUAUCUUUGGGAAUGCAUUCCACCACAAACUACCAAGUGUGAUGAGCUCUUCCAUGCAUGGAAGAAGACUGCAUUACACCAUGCUAUCAACGUACAAGAAAUGGCUGGUCCUUACUUGAAAGAAGCAAGGAAGUUUACUCAGCCAUGCAUCAACCAGGUUGCAAAAAUGACAAGAUCCUUAGUUAAAAGGGUGGUGGCAGCAAUAAGGACGAUGAUAGGGUUGAUGGUGAAGUGGUGGUAGGGCAGGAGUAGAGCAAUGUUAUUAGAAAUAAUUGAAUGAUAUUGUUUAUUAAUUUUUGUAAAAUAUUUUAUGGUUUUAUGCAUUUAAAAAUAUUUUUUAAUAAAUUAAUUAAGUUUACAGUUUGAUUGUAA